Colletotrichum fioriniae is the source of this 1473-nucleotide messenger RNA. Lineage: Eukaryota; Fungi; Ascomycota; Sordariomycetes; Glomerellales; Glomerellaceae. The record is from RefSeq and is a predicted model, not a curated record.
AUGGAGAAGACCACUGGCGUGUUCGGUAGAAUCUCGGUCGUUGCGAUGGAGACGAGAUUCGAGCUCGUUAUGGAGCUCGCUGGUGAGGCUAGUGAACUUGACGCAGAGCCGGAAGGCGUAACAGAAGGGGAGGACGAUGCAGGAAAUGAAAGCGCCGGUGAGGUAGUUGAAGCACCCGCUGGCGAGCUUGACGAGGAGCUGAGUGUGGAAAAGGCUGGCGAGGAAGUUGGCGAAGACGUCGAGCUUAGUGAAUUGGGCAAAACCGUAGACAAGGAGGUCAACAAUGAGGGGGAUGAUAAGGAAGGCGGGGCGGACGAGGAGAAGCUUGAUGUCAUCGUGGACCGGGAGCUUAGAAUGGCUGUCGUGGGCGAGCUUAAUGAUGAGACCGACGGGGAGAUCAGCGGAGAGCUUGAUGCACUUGAACUAGAGAUGAUAGUAGUUGUUGACGGCGGCAGCGAUAUGGACAGAAUGCUCGUCAAGGUGGUUGAAGGCAAGGUGAUGACCGGGGUGGAGCUAGACGGCAGUACCGGGGGCAAAGUCACAGGUGUGCUUGUUACGCUCGUGCUUGGACUAGGUUCCGGGGUGAAGGUGGUUGAAGCAAUCCUGGAUGUGUUUGUGAAGGGGAACGGAGCCGUAAGAGACGUUGACGUUGAAGAGGUUGAAGACCUUGUCGAACUACUUGAUGAGCUUGUAGAACUUGAGGAGCUUGUGGUCGAAGAAGCUGACGUUGAUGGAACCGCAAAGCUAGAGCUUGAGCUGCCAACGCUGCUGGAGCUGCUGGAGCUGCUUUCAAAGCUUGAGCUUGUCGUACUGCUGGACGAGGAUGAGGGCGAAGUUGUCGAGGUUGAAGUGCUAGAUGGACUAGUGCUACUUGAACUACUACUGCUCGUUGCCGACGAUGUAGGAGAGGGAGUAAAGGUUGAACUUGACGAGGAGGUUGACGAGUUUGAGGUGCUUGAAGAUCUCGAAGAACUGGAAGAUGUCGCGGAACUGCUUGAGCUUGAACUAGAUGUAGUUGAAGAGAUCGUCGAGUUGGAAUAUGUACUUGUCCUGGAGCUGCUAGGGCUUGAUGAAGGUGAUGAGGUAAUCAAAGAAGUAGAAGACGAGCCUGCGCUAGUUGAAGUCGUCGAGGAGCGCGUAGAUGUUGAUGAUGAAGAGGCGGAGGAGGAGGAGGAGGAGGAACUUGUUGUAGAGGAUCUACUAGACGAAGUGGAGGAGCUCGUGGACAAGCUACUCGAUGACAAAGUCGUACUGGUGAUCGUUGAUGACCUACUGGAGGACGUUGAGGUACUGGACGUUGUACUAGUGGUCGAAUUUCCACUUGACGACAGCGACGACGAGAAACUGGAAGAGGAGCCGGAGGAGGUGGUGCUGGUCGUUGUGCUUGAGCUCGACGAUGAACUUGAAGUAGUAGAGGUCGAGGACGAACUCGAAGAUGAAGCCCCGAGAGCCCUCACUCCAAACACCUCGUAA